AUGGGCAAGACCGGUAUUCGUACGGCCAACAAGGUCAGCUUUGAUAAGCCUGCUUCUGAGCAGCCUGGUCUGCAUAACAGAUGGCACCCGGACAUCCCCUUCUCCGGCACCAUCAAGAAUGGCGAGACAGUUAAAAUCGAAUGCGUAGACUGGACUGGCGGCCAGAUUGGCAACAAUGAUUCGGCGGAUGACAUGCUCAACGUCGAUCUGACCAAGAUCCACUAUCUCAGCGGUCCCUUCGAGGUCGAAGAUGCCCAACCCGGCGAUCUGCUCUUGGUAGAAAUCAUGGACGUUCAGCCGUUUGAGGACCAACCAUGGGGCUUCACCGGCGUCUUUGAUAAGAACAACGGCGGUGGAUUCUUGGAUGAGUUUUAUCCUACCGCCGCAAAGGCCAUAUGGGAUUUUGAAGGAAUCUACUGCUCCUCACGACACAUCCCGGGCGUCAAGUUCGCAGGCCUCAUCCACCCGGGUAUCCUCGGCUGCGCACCCUCGGCCGAAGUCCUCGACACGUGGAAUGCGCGCGAGGGCGAGCUCAUCGCCGCCAACAAGCUCGACCGCGAUGUCGCGAAGCCGCCUGAGCCGAUCAACGUCCACGCCGGCGCCGCGGACGCGGAUCUCAAAGAAAAGGUCGGCAAGGAGGGCGCCAGGACGAUUCCCGGGCGGCCUGAGCACGGCGGCAAUUGCGAUAUCAAGAACUUGAGCAGAGGCAGCAAGGUUUACCUCCCCGUUCAUGUCCCCGGCGCCAAGUUCAGUGUUGGUGAUCUGCACUUCUCCCAGGGCGACGGAGAAAUCUCCUUCUGCGGCGCCAUCGAGAUGGCGGGCGUCAUCACCAUCAACUUCAAGGUCAUCAAGAACGGCGUCGCCGACCUGGACCUCAAGUCGCCCAUCUACAUUCCCGGUCCUGUCGAGCCGCAGUUCGGUCCUGGCCGCCACAUUUACUUUGAAGGGUUCUCGGUCGACCAGCACGGCAAGCAGCAUUACAUGGACGUCACCGUCGCGUACAGACAGACCUGUCUUCGCGUCAUCGAAUACCUCCGCCGCUUCGGCUACAGUGACUACCAAGUCUACCUCCUCAUGUCCUGCGCGCCCAUCCAGGGCCACGUCGCCGGCAUCGUUGACAUCCCCAACGCGUGUACAACCAUCGGUCUGCCCAUGGAUAUUUUCGACUUUGACAUUUCGCCCGGUGCCGGUAAAGUCGAGAAGCGAGACCUAGGCAGCUGCGCCUUCGUGACGGGUGUCACCGAGGGCACGGUUACAAAGGGCGGGGCGAACAGCGAGCAUAGCUACGGCGGAGGGCUGACGUACAAAUAA
Molecule: messenger RNA, 1311 nt
Organism: Colletotrichum orchidophilum
Lineage: Eukaryota; Fungi; Ascomycota; Sordariomycetes; Glomerellales; Glomerellaceae
Product: acetamidase/Formamidase
Exons: 8
Coding region: 1-1311 (436 amino acids)
Molecular function (GO): hydrolase activity, acting on carbon-nitrogen (but not peptide) bonds, in linear amides
Source: RefSeq, a predicted model, not a curated record